Molecule: messenger RNA, 1389 nt
Organism: Truncatella angustata
Lineage: Eukaryota; Fungi; Ascomycota; Sordariomycetes; Amphisphaeriales; Sporocadaceae
Product: cytochrome P450
Exons: 2
Coding region: 1-1389 (462 amino acids)
Molecular function (GO): oxidoreductase activity, acting on paired donors, with incorporation or reduction of molecular oxygen; heme binding; monooxygenase activity
Source: RefSeq, a predicted model, not a curated record
AUGGGCCCCAAGAAGAGCUGGCUGUUCCAGGGUAAACAACUUGUGGCGGAAGGGUCGAAAAAGUACUCUGGAGCUUUCCAGGUGAUGAGUGGUACUGGUCCAAAGAUAGUCUUGCCGAAUAAGUUCGCCGACGAGCUGCGGAACAACCCCCAUCUGAACUUUAACAAGGCUUUCGCCAAGGACUUCUUCACCAACUAUCCCGGUUUCGAGCCCUUCGCGCAAGGCCUCAAAGACGAUACCCUGAUCCAGGAGACCGUAAGAGUUAAGCUUACACAGUCUCUGGGACUCCUGACGGACGACCUCGUCGACGAGACAACUGCUUCGCUGCACGAUAUCUACGGAGAGAACGAUGAAUGGCAGUCGGCCGUCCUCAAGGACACCAUUCUGCAUCUGGUAGCUCGUCUUUCGUCGCGCGUCUUCCUCGGCAUGCCCCUCUGCCGCAACGAGAGAUGGCUCGAGAUCGCAAAGAACUAUACCGUCGACGGUUUCACCGCGUCCUUCCUCCUGAGGAUGGUGCCCAGCAUCCUGCGUCCGGUCGCGUACUGGCUCAUCCCCCAAUGCCGAUCGUGCCGGUCUGCCGUCCGGGAUGCACACAAGAUCAUCGACCCGGAGGUCGAGCGCCGGGUCAAGGCGGUCGACGAGGCGCUGGCCAGGGGCGAGAAGCCCAAGAAGACAGCCGAUGCCAUCGGCUGGCUCCACGAGGUUUCCAGGGGCCGCGUCGUCGACUACGUCAGCGCCCAGCUGUCCCUGACUCUCGCGGCCAUCCACACCACCACCGAGACGACGGCACAGGCGGUCUUCGAUCUCUGCCAGUACCCGGAGGUCGUCGAGGAGCUCAGGAGAGAGGUCAUCGCGGUCAUCGGCGAGCACGGCUGGGCCAAGACCAGCCUAUACAAGCUGAAGCUGAUGGACAGCUUCCUCAAAGAGGGCCAGCGACUGAGGCCGCUGGCCUCGACGUCGAUGAACCGCUUCGUCGAGGACGAGGUUACUCUGUCGGACGGCACGGUGCUGCCCAAGGGCAGCCGCAUCAACGUCAUGACGAGCUUCAUGGAUCCGGCGGUGUACGAGGACCCGGAGGCCUUCGACGCAGCCCGCUUCGUCAAGAUGCGGGGCCGGCCCGGUAACGAAAACGGCUGGCAGUUCGUCUCCACCAGCUCGGAACACAUGCUGUUUGGCCACGGCCAGCACGCGUGCCCGGGCCGCUUCUUCGCCUCCAACGAGGUCAAGAUUGCCCUGUGCCAGAUGCUGCUUAAGUACGACUGGCGGUUCGUCCCGGGCGAGGGCCGUCCCGAGUCGCAGUCCUUUGAGACGAGCACCGGUGUCAGCACAAAGGGCAAAGUCGAGUUCAGGAGGAGGAAGGAGGAAAUUAACAUGGAUUUGGCCCAAUAG